GGGCCCGAGGAAAACUACAUUUCCCAGGAGGCAACAGGGCCUGCCAUGUUUUCCCGUGCUUCUCUCGGCCACUCGCCCGACACGCCGUCGGCGCUAUAGCAACGGUUAGCUACCCGCGGGGAGAGAGUGGCGAUAGGCCAUGUCUGAUCCAACUGAUGAGACUGCAGGAGACCUGCCUGUGAAAGAUACAGGUCCAAACCUCUUUGGAAUGGGAGGGUUACAAGAAACUUCAACAAGGACAAUGAAAUCUCGCCAGGCGGUGUCUCGUGUCAGCCGGGAGGAACUGGAAGACAGAUUUUUGCGUUUGCAUGAUGAGAACAUUUUACUUAAACAGCAUGCCCGCAAGCAAGAGGAUAAAAUUAAAAGAAUGGCCACCAAGUUAAUACGGCUAGUUAAUGACAAGAAAAGAUAUGAGCGGGUUGGUGGCGGCCCCAAGCGGCUGGGACGUGAUGUGGAAAUGGAAGAAAUGAUUGAACAGCUGCAAGAGAAAGUUCAUGAGCUUGAAAGACAAAAUGAAGUUCUCAAAAACAGACUAAUUUCAGCCAAACAGCAACUUCAAAUCCAGGGUUACAGGCAAACUCCAUACAAUCAUGUGCAAUCUCGUGUGAAUACUGGGCGUAGAAAAGUGAAUGAAAAUGCAGGCUUACAAGAAUGCCCUCGGAAAGGUAUUAGAUUCCAAGAUGUUGAUGUAGCAGAAACUCUACAACCCACGCUUACAAAACAUGGCAACAGUUUACUUGAAGAAGCCAGAGGAGAAAUAAGAAAUUUAGAAAAUGUUAUUCAGUCACAGAGAGGCCAGAUAGAAGAGUUAGAGCACUUGGCUGAGAUCCUGAAAACUCAGUUGCAAGGGAAAGAAAAUGAAAUUGAGUUAUCUCUUCUUCAGCUUCGAGAACAGCAGGCCACGGAUCAAAGGUCAAACAUUCGGGACAAUGUAGAAAUGAUUAAGCUUCAUAAGCAACUAGUGGAGAAAAGCAAUGCUCUUUCAGUAAUGGAAGGAAAAUUUAUUCAGCUUCAAGAGAAGCAGAGAACUCUGAGGAUCAGCCAUGAUGCCUUGGUGGCAAAUGGAGAGGAGCUAGGUCAGCAACUUAAAGAGCAGCGUUUAAAAUGCUGCGGUCUUGAGAAACAGUUACACUCCGUGACGUUUUCUGAAAGGAGACUCGAAGAGCUGCAAGAUAGAAUUAAUGAUUUAGAAAAGGAACGGGAACUCCUAAAAGAAAACUAUGAUAAACUUUAUAACAGUGCCUUCAGCGCGACCCAUGAAGAGCAGUGGAAGUUAAAGGAACAGCAGCUGAAAGUUCAGAUUGCUCAGCUCGAGACUGCCUUAAAAUCUGACUUAACAGACAAAACCGAAAUCCUUGACAGAUUAAAAACUGAAAGAGACCAAAAUGAGAAACUGAUGCAAGAAAAUAGAGAACAACAGUUACAGUGUCUGGAACAAAAGCAACAACUUGAUGAACUUAAAAACCGCAUGAAGUUUUACAACCAGGAGAGUGAUAUUAAUGCUGAUGAACUGAGUGAAGCUCUCCUGCUUAUAAAGGCUCAAAAGUCACAAAAAAAUGGAGACCUUUCCUUUUUAGAGAAAGUAGACAAUAAAAUCAGUAAAGAUCUAGAACGUUCCAUGAGAGAGCUGCAAGCAACUCAUGCAGAAACAGUGCAAGAACUUGAAAAGACAAGAAACAUGCUAAUUAUGCAACAUAAAAUUAAUAAAGAUUAUCAGAUGGAAGUUGAGGCAGUGACCCAGAAGAUGGAAAAUUUGCAGCAAGAUUAUGAACUCAAAGUGGAACAAUAUGUUCAUCUUCUUGAUCUCAGGGCUGCACGUAUCCAGAAGCUGGAAGCUCAAUUAAAGGAUAUUGCCUAUGGCACCAAACAGUACAAAUUUAAACCAGAAAUCAUGCCAGACGACUCUGUUGAUGAAUUUGAUGAAACCAUUCACUUAGAACGAGGCGAAAACUUAUUUGAAAUCCAUAUCAGCAAAGUAACCUUUUCUUCUGAAGUUUUACAGGCAUCUGGUGAUACGGAGCCUGUCACUUUCUGUACCUAUGCUUUCUAUGACUUUGAACUACAGACAACUCCCCUAGUGCGAGGUCUUCACCCAGAAUAUAACUUUACUUCUCAGUAUCUUGUUCACGUGAAUGACUUAUUUUUACAAUAUAUUCAGAAGAAUACUGUCACUCUUGAGGUCCACCAAGCAUGCCGCACAGAUUAUGAAACAGUUGCAGCAUGUCAGUUGAGAUUCCAUGAAAUUCUCGAAAAAAGUGGUCGAAUAUUUUGCACAGCAAGUUUGGUUGGAACUAAAAGAGGCAUCCCAAAUUUUGGCACAGUGGAAUACUGGUUCCGAUUAAGAGUUCCCAUGGACCAAGCAAUUCGACUUUAUCGAGAACGGGCAAAGGCUUUGGGAUAUAUAACAUCAAAUUUUAAGGGGCCAGAGCAAACGCAGUGGUUAAGUCAGCAAGCAUCCAAAACUACUCAGCUUAGUUCUACCGACCGCGCCGAUGGCAACUUAAACGAACUUCAUGUUACAGUGAGAUGUUGCAACCGCCUGCCGUCCCGAGCGAGCCACCUGCAGCCACACCCAUAUGUCGUGUACCAGUUUUUUGAUUUUGCAGACCAUGAUACAGCCAUCAUCCCCAGUAGCAAUGAUCCACAGUUUCAUGAUCACGUGUGUUUCCCGGUGCCAAUGACUACGGACUUGGAUCGAUACCUUAAGUCAGAGUCUCUGAGUUUUUAUGUGUUUGAUGAUAGUGAUACCCAAGAGAAUAUUUACAUAGGAAAAGCCAAUGUGCCUCUGAUCUCAUUGGCACAUGACAGGUAUAUCUCAGGAAUAUUUAAGUUAAGAAACCAUGAAAAGCAUCCUGCGGGAACCAUUCAUGUUACACUGAAGUGGAAAUUUGCUUACCUUCCGCCAAGUGGAUCCAUAACAACUGAAGACUUAGGAAAUUUCCUGCACAAAGAAGAGUCAGAAGUUGUGCAAAGAGUACCUCAAGCAUCCUCUGUUAGCACGUUAGUUGUCGCACCAACACCUAAACCAAGGCAACGUCUAACACCUGUAGAUAAGAAGGUGUCUUUUGUGGAUAUCGCACCACAUCAGAGUUCUGAGACUUCUGCUCCUCCUGAAAGUAGAAAGGAAAUUUCACCAGAAGUGGAACAUACACCAGAAGUAGAUACUAAUGUGCCAACUGUUUCACAUAUUCACGAGGAUUCUCAAGAAAGCUGUGUAGAUAAGGUAAAAGACAAUACUGAGAAAAUGCAACAAGGAAAAGAUGAUGAUGUGUCUUUACUAUCCGUGGGUCAGCUUGCAGAACGAAGUUUGAGUUCUUCUGAAUAUGAAACAGAAAUAACUGAGGAAUUGGAGCCAGAAGAUGAAGAAGACAGAUCAGCUUCUGACAGUGAUGAGUGUAUUGUCCCAGGUCCUACCUCCAAGAAUAUCAAGCAGAUGUCAGACGAAAUUCGAAUUGAAAUCAUAGCUCUAAGACUUAAUGAUUCCCGAGUAACCGCGGAUGACACUAUCCAAAGGCUCUUCAUAGAAUACCGAUUCUACAGUCUUCCUGCGGAGGAGACACCUGUGUCACUCCCCAAACCCAAGAGUGGGCAGUGGGUCUACUACAACUAUAGCAAUGUGAUCUACGUGGAUGAAGAAAACAACCAAGCAAAGAGAGACAUCUUAAAAGCUAUACUACAAAAACAAGAGAUGCCUAACAGAAGUAUUCGCUUCACGGUGGUCAGUGACCCACCCGAGGAGGAGCAGGAGCUGGAGUGUGAGGACAUCGGCGUUGCCAACGUCGACCUCGCCGCUGUGUUCCAGGAAGGGGCAGACGUCAUCGCGCAAGAUAUCGAUGUGCUGGACGCCCGAGCAGAUGGUGGAGGUAUUGGCCAGCUCAAAGUAACAGUCGAAGCAGUGCAGGCCCUGCGGUCCGUCCACGAGCAGUGCAGACAGGACCUGGAGGCUUGAAAGGAGCUGCUCCGGAGGCGGCUCCUACUCCUGAGUCGAGGCCCACAUGAAAGCUCGGAGUUGAGGUUUUUGUAAUUACUCUGGUGUAUAUAAUGUAUAAUUCAUGGGAAGCGGGGAGGGGCAUGGGGGGGGCCUGGGUUUGAAGUGUUCGAGUUUUGUAUACUCUUUCAUUUGUUUAUUUUUCUAUUCCCUCCUUCCCAUGCCUGCCACCCCUCAGGAUUUCACGUCUCCACGAUGGGCAACAUCUUCUCCAUAAUUUAUACCUACAUGAUAGCAUGAGAAGGUCUAUUUGCAUUUGCAACAUUUUCUGACGAAGAACUGAAAGGCAGUUCCAUUUUUAUUUUUAAUAAGCGAAAAGCAUAAAUCUUAGAAAACCUACGAAAAAGAAAUACUUUUAUGUUGCCCCUAAUCGUCCCACCAAGUGGAAUGCCUGUGAUUAGCCUCAUUAAGAGUUUUCUACUGUGAAGAUUUUAUUAGAAGCAAUAUAUGAAAAUUACUUGGAUUAAUGUGUUAAUCUUCCUCUUUAAAAUGCUAAUAUCCAUUUUAUGCACAUUAAAGCUCAGUGUGCAUUUUCUUUGAUGCAUGCAGUUUCUAUCAAUUAAAUAUAAAGAAUGAGACUUGGCACCAACUUAUUAAAUUACUGCAAGUUUUUUGUUUUUGGGGGGUGUUUUCCUUAAAAAUUGUAAUUCUUCCUAUUUGUAUUAUUUUCAUGGAUUGGUAAUGGUGAUGUUGAUAAAGGGAUCCAGGCAGGGAUGUGUGUACAUAAAGAGGAGAUAGAUACAGAUAGAUACAGGAAACUUACACUUUGAAAAUUUAGCUUAUGACAUAGAAUUACUUAAAGUAUGGCAUGCUUAGUUAGACCUGAAAGGAGUAUCUUUUUAUCAUUUUUAAAAUUUACAUCAAGCUUGUACAACGCUGGGGUGUAUCUGGAUAACCAGACCCUCACAAAGCAGCUUAGAAAGUUAAUUUUCUAGCUUUUACCCAAUCUCACUGAAGGAUUUAAUUGAUAUUUUUAAUGGAGCUGUGAAUCAAUGCUGCAAAGGAAUUGUCUCUAGAGGUCUAGGAUAUAACGCAUUUCAUUUUUUAAUUUACUUUUUUAUUUGUCAUUUUCUUCAAAGGAUUUUUAUAGGCUGCGGGUUUUCACUGUUUGCAAACAGGCUAUGUUCCUUCUUAAGCAUAUGUAAAGUAUUCAAGGAGAUAAGUAAUUUAUGAAAAUCUACCUAAUUUGCCGUGAUAUAUUAAAUCUCUGCUUCAGUGAUCACAGACCAUUUCAUUUAGAGAAUUAGGCAUUCCCUCUUUGUGUGAUUAAAGCUCUGGAAAAUGAGUUCUUUGCUCCUAUUUGUGAACAUUCAAAGCCCGCUAAUGGCAAGAAGAUGGAAUAGAUUAUGAGACAAUUCAUUACAGUUCAACAGAGAAAAAAAAAAGCAGCUAUAAUGCAAAAAUGCAAGUAUGAAUAUCUGCAUAUAGUUUGAACCAUCUGUGCUCUAAUGGCUUCAAUAAUGACUCUCGUCUUUAGGAGGCUUUGAAAUGACAUCCGUACAAUAUUAAUUUGUUGAUGUACAUUGUGGACCAGUAGAGUAUGAUCUGACCACAGAAAUCUACAAAUUCUGUUUCUACCAUUGGGCCUCCCUGUUUGGGGCCUGCCAUCUCCAAGAAGAAUCUUGCUCUCAUCAAACUCUGCAAAUCUUCAUAAUAACUCAUUCCUCUGGAACCUUCUAGAGACCACAAACAUCUGCAGACUAAACCUCUCCAAUCCUAGUAAACAGCCACAUGUUUGUUGUCACUUCAGCUGGCUCUGAGCUCAUCCUUUUGGCCUCUCUUGCUAGCUUUCUUUGGCUUUCUGCAGUUACAGUGUCAUUAAGGCCCAUGAUAUUCCCUGCAGUAAUUUAAAACAGCCGGAUUAUACCCUGGGAUUAACUGAGUGGUUUUUGAGACAUUUAUUGUGGUAUUCUCCCAGGAGGUUUGUAUUAUUGUUUCAAAACAUUACAUCCCCAGCGAAAUACUCUCUGCAGAGAGAAGGACCGGGUUGCACUGACUUCUAAUCUCUAAGUGGAGAGAGGACGUUUUUUAUGAGAAAACAGAUCUAGUCAACGGUGUGGAAUGUGUACCCCAGAUAAGAUUAGAGAAUUAGCCGUGUUUCUGUCACAUUCGUGUUUACCUUAAUGGAUUAUUAAAUAUUCCUUUUCUAGCUUUAAAAUACUCACCUUCAAACUACGUAAGUGUCCUCAAAACCCAUCUUCCUAAGUAACUGAGUAGGUGCUGACACAGUGGAGGUGGACGAGUGGUACGGACGGAAUCCUAUCACAUGGAUGCUUCAGUCGGGUUUCAUCCUCUUUCCAAGAACGGUUUUUUUGCUUCGUCUUGUGCUGAUCCGAGUUCAUGGAAAGGUUCACCACCUUUUGGGUUACAGAGCAGUGGUGUCCUUCUGGUGGGCCACACCUGUGCACUGAGUGUGGCUCGGGGGCAGGAAGGUACCCACAGCGGCCGUGCCGCACAGAUACACCAGGUCAGGCUAACACUGUGUGAACUUACACAGCUCUCGGUGGAAGCGUCCACAGUACACUCAGCACUUUUUGGGGCUGUAAUGCUAUUAGUUUGGAAAUAUAAAUAGAGAUGUGAUGUGGUGUGUGGGAGAGUGUAUUUUACAUGUAUUUUUGCCUACUGUAGUAGAAAUGUCAAAUUCCUAGCCACUGUCAUGAGAAGCAGUUGACAAAAAUAAGUUUUAUGGUUUACAAUGCGGUUUACAUAGAGAACAUUUCUCUUCACUCUCAGUUUCAACAUGUUUUCUAAAUUAUCAUGGUUUAUUGCCGUUUAACUUAAAUUAGUUUUUUUAAAGAAUAAAUAGAGAAUAUAUUUAACCAAAUAAAGAAC
Messenger RNA from Rhinolophus ferrumequinum (greater horseshoe bat), 6820 nucleotides. It is a transcript of the gene RPGRIP1L, whose product is annotated as RPGRIP1 like. NCBI's taxonomy places the organism in Eukaryota, Metazoa, Chordata, Mammalia, Chiroptera, Rhinolophidae. Bases 140 to 3949 code for a protein of 1269 amino acids. Gene Ontology annotation, cellular component: photoreceptor connecting cilium. The record is from RefSeq and is a predicted model, not a curated record. Gene Ontology annotation, biological process: non-motile cilium assembly; retinal rod cell development. Gene Ontology annotation, molecular function: thromboxane A2 receptor binding. The transcript is spliced from 26 exons.